Thunnus maccoyii (southern bluefin tuna) is the source of this 2807-nucleotide messenger RNA. RefSeq lists its product as uncharacterized. The record is from RefSeq and is a predicted model, not a curated record. NCBI's taxonomy places the organism in Eukaryota, Metazoa, Chordata, Actinopteri, Scombriformes, Scombridae. The transcript has 3 exons. The coding region runs from base 791 to 1987 and encodes 398 amino acids.
UUUACAGUAUUCUGCGCUCCCUCUCUGGGGGUUUACAUCACUUCAUUACAGAGAUUAAUGUACCAAGCCCUCACCUAGCAGCCCUGACUCUCAACAACAUACCAACCUGCCAAUUACUCACAUAGCCUUGAAAGAUUUCAGCGGCCUGUGGGUGGAUUACAAGGAAGUGAGAGAAGGAACGCAGCUUCUGAACUGAAAGUGAUCAAACUUCAAAGGGCUCGCUGAGCGUGAGAGUUCAUACAGUUGAUGUGGGAGUAUGGGAGGAGUGCACGUGUAUGUGUAGGUCUACAUGUGAUAGCUUGUGACAUGUCAGAUUUACAGCUUUGGAACAGCUUUCAGAUUGACACUUUGACUUUGCGCUCAUCCACUGUGUUUUGUACCAGGGACUGCUCUGGAAUCACGUGAUCAGUUUUGCUCAACUGUUUAUUUUUAGCUGUCAGAGGAGAUGCAAACAACUUCAACGCCAGAAAGAAAUAACACUUCAAUCAAACCAAUUAUAGACAGUGUUCACAACGGCCACCAAAGUCACCCAAUAAUGUCACAACCUAAUUUGCGUAGUCGCCACAGCUUCCUGAACUUUGUGAGUCUCUUCAAAAGAGAUAAGCUAUCAGUGUCGUAGUCACAAUUUAUCUCACUUGAAGUCAAAAAAACUUGACAUUACCUCCACUGGUUGGAAUAAGCUGCCAGAUGUAUCCCUACACUGAAGAAAUGACGUCACCAGGAGUGCUGAAAACUGGUUGUUUACCAACACAAAAACGGAAAAAUACUGAAGUCUGACCCUCCGAUUAAGAUGAAUAAAGGUUUGACUGCUGCUAAUGGCACAGCCUGUGCAGCCCGUGUCAGUGGAAGCUAUGAUAAGUGUAGCCAGAUGAGUAAAAAAGUGUCUAAUGCAAACCAUGUUAGCCACACAACACAGAACAGAGACCUUAAUAAAAGACAAGGUCCAGGACAUGUUAGAACACUCAGCCAGGAGCUCAGAGAACACCCUCUCUUAAUAACCUCCGCCUCCAGCCUGACCCCACGUUCUCAUCAGCGGCGCUGGUCAGCUGAUUUUUGCCAGUGUGGGACCUCCCCCGCCAUUACUGUGAAGAAGACCAUGAAGGAACCACUGCCUCCUCAGCGUGGAGUAUCCCUCCUCAGACCCCACACCGCAUCCCGUUCUUCAUCCAAACGCCACUCCUGCCCCCCCCCUGAGAUCUUAAGGUCCCCAAUUCACUCGUCCUCCUCUUCAUCCUCCAUCUCUUCCUGCUCCUCUCCUCCUCCCGUCAAGACAUCUGACAUAACCGGCCCCGACCCUCUAGGCUGGAAGUUGCGUCCCAAGAACAGCUCCACCUCCCGCCAGGCUCGCGCGAAAAGGCUGUCUCUGCAGAUCUCUCUUCCAAUCAUCCUUCCCGACCACAAAUCUAGUCCUGACCCUCAACUUGACCCCACUACUAAACCCAAACCCGCCCUCAAACCAAAACCAUGCCGUCGCCGCCACUCCGAGUCAUCAGCCUUUCUCAGAUCCCUGGCGAACCCUGUGCCAGUGGUGACACUGGAGGAGCUCUGCAACGUCCACCUCCGCUCUGUCACCUAUGUGGAUGAGUCUGACGACGUCUUCAAUGAAGGGAAUGAUGAGGAGGAGCAAAAAGAGGAGAAGGUGACCACUCAGCCAUGCAAAACACCACCACCUGUUGCAGAAAAAACUGCUAUGGCAAGACAAAUAGCACAACUGAUUGCUCAUUCACGCCAACGCCAACGCCGAUGGCCUGUCACAGCUAAAACUAACCAAGAGGAACACAUUUACACCAGUGAGAUACAGCCAGAACCUAAACAUUCACACCAGACCGAGGACCAUCACAGCCUACAUGCUACAAAAACUGGAUUGCGUCUGGAUACCAGCUAUGACAGGGAGAGGACCACUCCACACUUCCUGGCUGAGGACUCAAAGAGACAAGAAAUUGAGACUCCUUCCAACUCCAACACCAUUAAUUAUAGGGGGGACUGAGCAAUGAACAGAUUACAAUACAUGUACUGUAUGUCUCCGAGGAUGGGAUGCAUUUUUCCUUACUCAAGGGGCUGAGAUUCUACAGUUUAAAACACGUUUCCAGGUCCACCUAACAAAACAUAUCCAGUAUUUUAACUGUUUUGUUUGACCUCUUUACUAGACAGUUUUGUUGGAUCUCUGCUGUAAAUGUCUAGCUUGCUUUUCUCAGUUGUGGAAAUGUGACUUUGUUGCUUGUGUUGGUUACAAGCAAGUGUGCUUUCAUAGGAUGUGGCAGGACUGUGUAACAGAAAACAAACCCUGCAGAUGUUUCAGUCCUGCAGGUUCCCAAUAGAGCUCAUAAAUCACUAAAUUCCCCUUAAAGUUAUUGUUGUAUAUUUGCUUGUAAAGUUUAUGAAAAUUGCCUAUGUUUUUUCGAUAGCAGGUUACUUAUGAUAACAGUUAUGAGUUUUUGUGUUAAAAUGUUUAAAUAUGAACACAUACAUUCUGAAAAAAAUACUAAAAUUAGUUGAUUAAUGGAUUAGUUGAUCAACAGAAAGUAUAUUGACGGCAACUGAUGCAGUUGUUCAUUUUCUGGAUACCAAGAAUCUAAGGUGCACAUGCAGCAUGUGCAUGUGACAUUGCUGGUUCAUUUGUAAUGCAUUACUGUGGCUUAUGUUAACAUGAAUGCUAUGUCAUGUAUGUUUAUCAGUUAAUUAAUGAAGUCUUUUUUUUUUUAAAGAUAAAUAGGUUAAAAAAAAUGGAAUCACUGCUCUACAAUUAUUCGAGCCAUGUCAGUGUUGGAAUAAGAUUUACUUUUUAAUACAUUUCUUUCCGAAAUUCA